Messenger RNA from Orbicella faveolata, 3270 nucleotides. RefSeq names its product amine oxidase [flavin-containing] B-like. Lineage: Eukaryota; Metazoa; Cnidaria; Anthozoa; Scleractinia; Merulinidae. Gene Ontology annotation, molecular function: oxidoreductase activity. The record is from RefSeq and is a predicted model, not a curated record.
UUCAUCCUUAAAUAGGGUCAAAAAUUUACGGAAGUCAAACCCCCGGAAUUCCAAGUAACCUCAAUAUUGUUUGUAAUAUGUCCUUUAACUGUAUGGAGUUUUUAAUGACUUUUUCACUCAACUCAGCUCCUCCAAGAACGUAAUCUAUACCGUAAGCGGUCAAUGUCUGUUGGUAUCAAUGACCAAUUGCUGAUCAGCCGACUAACCUUAUUAAACGAACUUUACAAGUCUUCCUAUCGAUUACGUGACGGUUCGUCUUUCCUUCGACCUCGUUUCCAAACUAAAACACUUCUUGUCACGCAAAUCACAGCAUGGCGGCAGGCAAUGAUGGCGAAAGGAGUGAAGGAAAUGUGAAAUCCUUUCAGGUGGCAGUCAUUGGAGCGGGAUUAAGUGGCUUGUUUGCAGCAAGGGUCCUACGGGAAUACGGUAUUGACGUGGCAGUUUUAGAAGCAAGAGACCGGGUCGGUGGAAGGACGUUUACCGUAACGGAUCCCAGUUAUGGUUUCUGUGAUCUGGGUGGUGCAUAUGUGUGUGAAACUCAGACAAGACUGCUACGACUUGCCAGCCAGCUGGGAGUGGAAACAUAUCGAGUCUUUGGUCAGGGACAAUCUGUUGAGCAUUUUCUGGGAAAAAGAGUAACCAAGCAAGGGGCUCUUCCAUCUAUGGGAUCCCUAUUAGGGGCUCUAGAUGUGAACAAUUUUUGGCAGCUCCUAGACAAAAUGGCCCAUGAGGUUCCUUUAGAGGCCCCCUGGAAUGCCCCAUGUGCUUUAGAGUGGGAUAAGAUGACUGUUAAGCAGUUAAUUGAUCAGAAGUGUUGGACAAGAUAUGGAAAGGUUGCAGCAGCUGCAUACGUACAAGGGAUUCUCACUUCAGAACCCCACGAGAUCUCCUUGUUAUUCUUUCUGUGGUAUUUGCAUUCUGGGGGAGGUACAAAACGUAAUAUUGAAUUUGAGGAAGGUGGUGGCCAGGAAAUGAAAUUGUAUGGAGGCUCACAGACGAUAAGUGAUAAAAUGGCUGAACAUCUUUGUGAGAGAGUAAAGCUAAACAGUUGCGUUGUUGGAAUUGAAGAAUUUGACGAUCAUGUUAAAGUUAGAUGUGUAGAUGGAAAAAAAUACAAGGUAUCGUUUGUUAUAUGCACAAUUCCUCCAGCUCUUCUCGGAAAAAUCAGCUUCAAUCCUCCACUUCCAGCCCUUAAAAAUCAGGCAAUUCAAAGAAUUCCUGUGGGUUCUAUCAUAAAGACUGUAACAUUUUAUCAACGGCCGUUCUGGAGAGAAAAAGGUCUCGCGGGCUAUUUCAACUCAGAUGAAGGUCCGGUGGAAGAAGGAUAUGAUGACACUAAACCAGAUGGUUCACAUCCAGCUAUAAUGGGGUUCAUACUGGCAGAUCAAGCACGCGAGACAACGACUCUUACAAAACAAGAAAGACAGAAACGGGUCUGCGAACAAUACGCCAAAAUUUAUGACACCAAGGAGGCACUGAAGCCCGUCCUGUAUCUUGAGAAGAACUGGAUGGCAGAUGAAUUCGCUGGAGGCUGCUAUGUCGGUACAUUUCCUCCCGGAGUAUUGACAAGUUACGGGAAAGUGUUACGGAUGCCUUUCGGUCGGGUGCAUUUCGCUGGUACCAUUACAGCGUCACUUUGGGCCGGCUACAUGGAGGGUGCAUUGGAAUCCGGGGAACGAACAGCUCUUGAGGUCCUCUGCAGACUUGGAAAGAUGACAGAAGAGGAAACCAAGAAAAGACUUAGCCCUGAGGGCUUAGAAUCCAAGUUUUUAGAGUUCUCAUUCAUGGAGAAGUACCUACUGCCGUCUGUUCCAACGUUCUUGGCGUGUUCGUCUGUCCUCGGAGGUGCAGCUAUUUUCUCAGUUGUUUGGUGGAGAUACCAUUCAAAUUAAACAAACUUUCAUCGGUCAACAUGAACUGGAAGCAGCGAAAUUUAAAAUUAAACCGCAUGAAAUUGACUGAUAAAGCGGUUUUCAAUUGCGUUGAUUGGUUUUGGUUGACGAAGUGGUGCGAGUUUUUGAAGCCAAUCGCUUAGCGAAGUAACGAAAGAACCGAGUCAAAUUCGAUGCUCAAGUGAAAACCGCCUUAGAGAAAAGGAUUCCACCUUGUGAUAAAAACCACAAUGCUUACAGUCGACUCUCUUAACAUGAGCAACGUCGCAAAUUUUUCAAGUUCGUCGUUCAAAGUAAUCUUUCUCCGUCUACUUUAGUCUCAGCCAUCCAUAUUUCUUCAGUUAAGUUGUUUUUUUCUGUUGUUGCGAGGACAUAAAACGGAGACAGGUUGCGGCGACAGUUUUCCUCUUGAGACAUGCCCGAUUUUGCGGAAAAGUUCUGUUACGGGAACAAGAUUUGUCCCCGCGACAUGAUGUAUGAAAUUCUCAGCUGGUUUGAAUUCGUGCGUCGUGAAGCAGGGACGAAAAGAACCCAAUUUUAAGAACACAUGUUUAUGCCUCAAUCCGGUGCGUGUGCACCAGCUUGCGAACUGUUCCUCUAACAUGUGUUCUAUGCGUACACACAAAGGGGCUUGUUCCCGCUUCACGUGCCCGCAUCGUGUCCCCUAGUGUGUCCCGGCGACCUUUAAGAAAUAGAAAACACUUUCGUGUUUUUACCGAGUUACAGAGUUACGAGUGGAAGUUUGAAAGAAAAGGAAUGCUGUGAGACCCGUGCCGCAGGCAAGUGUUUCUAAAGCUUUCUCUAGUUUCUUCAAACGUUCACGGGAAAGAAAACACUACGAGAAAAAGAAAAGCAAAGUCGCUCGUUUAUUCGCGAUUAUCAAAACGUAAGUGUAUCAAUGAAGACAGAAAUCGUGAAUCUAUGGUUGGACUUGAUCAAAGAGUAAAUUUUUAGCUGUGUUGUAUUUUAAUUGUUGGUUUUCAUCGUUUUGUAGUUAAUAGUUUCUUGUUUCAAGGUUUUUAUGAUUGCAAUAGAACUUUCAGUGCUUUUUCUCUCUAAUUAUUUAUAAUUGUACAGUUUUCUUCAUGUUAAUUUUAUCAGGGCCUCUAUUGAUCUCAGGUGCUAUUUCUUCGGAGAUUGCAACCCCGAUAAAGAGCGUUUUCACUUACACGGCCAGCAGCCAUGCAGAGUUAUUGGAACGAAAUAAAGUGUUUACACAAGAAAAGAGUUCAACUCCCACAAGACUGGUUUGGGGCACCAAAGCCCCGUCCACACUACCUAAGAUAAAUUUUGAAGCGCAGCCCUAUUUCUACGGUUAGGCCUGCCGUUCACACUGAUCCGUCACGUUAACGGAGCUUUUCGAAAACGCUCUUCAAAC